Molecule: messenger RNA, 1019 nt
Organism: Spizellomyces punctatus DAOM BR117
Lineage: Eukaryota; Fungi; Chytridiomycota; Chytridiomycetes; Spizellomycetales; Spizellomycetaceae
Exons: 4
Coding region: 1-1008 (335 amino acids)
Biological process (GO): regulation of DNA-templated transcription
Source: RefSeq, a predicted model, not a curated record
AUGCCUGUAACCGAAAAGGAUAACUCGGAUGUGUUGCAGGCAUUUCCACGGCAAAGCGACAUGGUCAAUGCAAAAGAAGCCGAAACGUUCCAAAACAACCAUCCAGUCAAAUCUGAGGACGAAGGUAUAAAUACGCAGACCUUGAAAUCUCCUACUGAAGAUAUUGCGGAUGCCCAAGAGUUUUUUCACGAUGUGAAGAAAACAUAUGCACAUGAUCCCUCUGUGUUGGAAGAUCUCCUCCAUAUCUUUCACAAUUACGUCUUCAAGCACACUGCGUUUCAGACCACAUACUCGCAAGUUGUAUCCUUACUCAAAGACAAUCCACAUCUUAUCACCCGAUUCAACAAUUUCCUCCUCGUACCUCCAAACUUGGCUGCGGGAUCAAUCACAAGCGUCUACGGUCAUGAUGCGAAAGUUGCGGAUGUUCAGAGCCAUGAUUCAGAUGCUGUGAUUGACGUUUUGGGGAGAUACAAUGCAAAAACGAUGGGCGAAAAUGAAGCGCCAAAAGAAGUUCACAUAUCGGAAGUUCAAGGAUUUGCUGACCGUCCCCCUCCACCGCAGGCUCAAUCGACAUCUGAAUUUUCAGAUGAGGAGGAGGAGAAUCCUGAAACGCAAGCCCUCCGUGCCCUCAUCAAGUCUGCUUCUCGAUCGCUAUAUUUUGUGAACGUCUACCAGUACCUUCACGAAUUCGUCUGCAACCCGUACGAGUGGCCAUAUAACACAUCUUUCAGGGAAAUCUGCAGCGAUAAGGACAAUAUCCUCUCCAUGCUCAGCCCAGUCUCGUACACUCCAGCUCUCGCACCUCGCUACUUGAAGAUCCUCCAUGAUGCCUAUGUGCACUGCCAGGAAAUCUUUGAUCAUUGGAGCCGAGCAAUUUCCAACAAUGAUGGGUAUUUGUAUUGUGCUUGGGCUCAAUACAUUGCAGGAUACACGGGAAUGGAUCUGGACAAGUUCUUGCGAGAGUACUCUAUUUUCGACUGGAGAGUUGGAGAACACGGGAAACAGUAGAUUAAGCGGAA